AUGAAGUUGUUGGUACUGGUGUCUGUUCUGGGGUUGGCGUUGGGUCUCCCAGCGCCUGAGGGCGAGCCCUUCACGGGGUAUUACCACUCCACUGUUGGCAUCCAAGAAGCUGCCAGAAUAAAGGCGACAGAGGAAGCAGCGGAUUUCGAUGGCUCAAGGAUCGUUGGUGGAUCAGCUGCUGCGUUGGGCGCGUACCCCCAUUUGGGCGGUUUAGUGAUCACCCUGACCACUGGCUCCACGUCUGUCUGUGGCUCCUCGCUCCUGACUAACACCCGUGCCGUCACCGCCGCCCACUGCUGGUUUGACGGCCAGAACCAAGCUCGCCAGUUCGUCGUGGUCUUAGGCUCCGUCAGGCUGUUCACCGGCGGUACCAGAAUCACCACCACCUCUGUGGUCAUGCACGAGAACUGGGUUCCGUCGAGGAUCCUCAAUGAUGUCGCCAUCAUCAACCUCAGCUGGGUCACUUAUUCCUCCACCAUCAGCAACAUCGCUCUGCCCAGCGGUACCCUGCUGAACAACAACUUCGCCGGCUGGACCGCCCAGGCUGCUGGUUUCGGUGUUCAAAGAGACGGCACUGGCAUCAGCACCGCCCAGACCCUGCACCACGUGAGUCUGACAGUCAUCACCAACGCGGUGUGCGCGUCGUGGUACCCAGGCAGCAUCCAGGCCUCCAACAUCUGUAUCGACGGCUCCCAGCGCCGCUCCACCUGCGGAGGAGACUCCGGUGGCCCCCUCCAGGUCAACAGCGGAGGCCCAGUUUUGAUCGGUAUCACCUCCUUCGGCUACCGCUGGGGCUGCGAGCAGGGAUGGCCCGCGGCCUUCGCCAGGACAACGGCUUUCAACACCUGGAUUCGUGCCCGCAUCUAAACUGUACCAGGCUGACAACUGGACAUCCCCGGCCGCCUUUCAACUGCACCACCCUGGCCACUAAGCGAAGAAUCUUUACACAGGAACGGAGGGCUUCGAAAUACGACCAAAGUCGUCAAUUGUGAUAUAAUGAAAUAAAUUCUAAUAUAAUACU
Pectinophora gossypiella (pink bollworm) is the source of this 1021-nucleotide messenger RNA. Its product is annotated as collagenase-like. The record is from RefSeq and is a predicted model, not a curated record. The transcript is spliced from 4 exons. Gene Ontology annotation, biological process: proteolysis. Gene Ontology annotation, molecular function: serine-type endopeptidase activity. Bases 1 to 867 code for a protein of 288 amino acids. NCBI's taxonomy places the organism in Eukaryota, Metazoa, Arthropoda, Insecta, Lepidoptera, Gelechiidae.